Prorocentrum cordatum is the source of this 4819-nucleotide messenger RNA. The record is from the annotation of a GenBank genome assembly. NCBI's taxonomy places the organism in Eukaryota, Dinophyceae, Prorocentrales, Prorocentraceae.
AUGCUUGCACUCAGCCUCUUGGGAAACUUGGUUGCGACCGCGAGAUGGAUUGCCUCGGAGCUCAGCCCCUCCGACCGGCCGUCUCGGCUCAAGUCCGCGAUCACCAACGACGCCCGCCUCGACCCGCGCAGCGCCUGGUACGAUGCUGAGACGGCCGCCCACUGGGCCGCCGAGCGCCGGGACCAGGCAGUCGACGAGCUCGUCAGGGACGAGGUCGGCGACAUCCACGGGCUGGGAGGGCUCGGGGAUUGCUUCCUUGCGGACCCUGCGCCGGGCGGCCCCCGAGGCUCCGCCUCGACCACCGCCGGCGGCGCGGGCGCUGCCCUCAGCUGGGAGGGCCAGGACUCUGACGACGAGCCGGCCGCGAGGGCGUCUGACAGGCAGGCGCGGGCGUAUGCCUCGCUCCACCAGGCUUUCUUGGAGUGGGCCCGCCGCCUGGGCUGCGCCGCUCGGACGACGAGCGAGCUCGACAUAGCGCUCGCCCGGUACCUCGACAUGCUGUACUUCGGGGGCUUCAGCCAGUCGCGCGGUCAGAAGACCGUCGCUGCUCUACGCUGCUUCCGGCCCGAGUGCGAGCCCAAUGGGCCUCGUGGACUCGUGCGCGCGCGGGCCGCGCUGAGCGGCUUCCGCCGCCGAGCGCCUGGCGGGGCGCGCCGGCCGCUGCCCCGCCCGGCCUACUUGGCCAUCCUCGGGGCGGCGCUGCGCCUCCGCCUGAAGGAGCUCGCGCUCGCCAUCGCGUGGGGCGGGUUCUUGCGCCUGCCGACCGACAUCGUCGAGAUGGUGGAUGGCGGCCUGGUCGCUCCGAGCCCCUCCGCCGGCGUCCUGGCGCAGGGGCCGCUGCUCUUCCCGUCCGAGGCCGCGCGGCCGAGCAAGGUCGGCCACUUCGACGAGGGGGUGCUGCUCAGGGGGCGAAAGACCAGCCUGCUGGACGCGUCACUCCACGCGCUCAAGAGGGGGUCGACGCCGCCCGGCCGCCUGUGGAGCUUCGACUCGGCCGAGUUCCGGAGGCUGUUCGCGCGGCGCGCGACGCUCGCCAACCUGGGCCACAUGAUCGCCCUACCAGCUGCGGCACGGUACCAGCGGCACACGCGCUACCUCGCCGAGCGGUCGCGGCUCGAGCCCUCCGUGCUGCAGUGCGCCAAGGACGUGGAGGGGCCCUCUCACGCCAUGGCCUACCUCGACCUUUUUGCUGGCGCUGGCGCCGUCGGUAGAUGGCUCCGCCGGCGCGGGGCGCACAACGUCCUACGACUGGAUUUAAAAGACAAUCCCGCUUUCGACCUCAGCUGCGCAGCUGUCUGUAGGACUGCGCCCGGCGACGCGCCGGCGGCGGAGGGCGACAUCGAGCGGCGGGCCCUCCGGGCGGCGAGCCGCGGCGCCGGGCCGCGGAGAGGCCGCGGGCUGGGCGAUGCCAGCGGAGGCGCGGGCGCCGCGCGGAGCAGGCGGGCGCCCCCCGGCGGCCCCGGGGGCCCGGCGGCCGCGGCGCGCCACAGAGAGGCCCUCCUCUGCUACCAGCGGCGGGGCGAUGGGGCGCCCACGCGGGCCCCGGCGGGCGAGCUCGAGCUCUGGCUGCGCGCGCCCCUGCUGCUCGCCACCGCGGCGCAGGCGCCAGGGGCCAGGCACCGUGGGGCGAGCUGUGCCGAGUGUGUCAUCGCCCUCGGGUGCUUGGAGGGCAUGCAGAUCUCGCCUGGCGAGGAACACGGCCGCUUCCGGGAGGCGCCGCUGCUGCCCGCCGCGGCCGCCGGCGGCGGCGCGAUGGCCUUCGAGUGCGGCAGCGAGCGCAGCGCGCGGCAGCUCCUGGACCAGCUCUCCGGGGCCGGCCGCGGGGGCUUCGGCCGGGUGUACCUCGCCCACGACACGUGGAAGGGCGAGGAGGUCGCCGUGAAGGCGUUCUUCCGCACGGCGGGGGCCAGGCAGGAACACUUCCACCCGCUGCGGGAGGCGGCGAUGCUGCGGUGGGCCGAGGAUCCUUUGUUUGCUCAUUUCAAGGCUGUCUACGAGUUGUCCGCGGAUGAAUUGGACGAUCUGGGCUUGUCCGAGCCCGACGAGGACGACGACGACGAGAUCCAGGCUAACAGCGCCUUCGCCCUCGUGACCGAGUACCUACCCGGCGGCGAUCUGUUCGCAUUCAUGAAGCAGCACGGGCCCGUGUCAGAGGACGCCGCUAGGAAGAUGAUGCAGCAGGUGUUCGCUGGCCUAGCCAGUCUGCACAAGCGUGGCAUUAUGCACCGCGACAUCAAACCCGAGAACGUGCUCUUAACCAGCAGCGCAAACCAGGUGAGGCUGGUGGACUUCGGGCUUGCCUCUUUUGUCUGGGACACGCGGGCGGCCGUCGCAAGGGUCGGGAGCAUCGGCUACAUCGCGCCCGAGGUGCUGACCCAGCAGUCCCCCCCGCAAACGACCCAGGUGGACUGCUUCAGCGCCGGGGUGUUGCUCUACACGUGCCUGGCGGGCCACGGGCCCUUCCAAGGCAGGCACCUCAAGGAGGUCCUCAUGAAGAACGUGCACACCUCUGUGAACGCAGAGGCCAUGCGCAGGUUCCCACCAGGCGCGAGGGACCUGCUGGCGAAGCUCCUGGAGGUCCAGCCGGAGCGGCGCCCCACCGCGCACGAGUGCCUGCGGCACCCGUGGCUCCUCCGGCGGCCGCGCUGCGCCGCCGCCCCCGCGCGGGGGGGCGCGAGCGGGCCCCCGCGCGGGUGCACGCCCGCGGGCGGCAGCUCCAGCCCGAGCAGCUGCUCCACCUCGCCCUGCCGGAGCGGCUCCGAGCUCAGCUCGGCGCUGCCCGAGCAGCCUCUGGGCAGCUCCCUCGCGGGCGCGAGGACCUCCGCCCCGACGCAGUCCUCCCUGGGCGCCCGGGCCGCGAGCGCGAGCGGCGACGGCGCCCGCGACGAGCAGGACCCACGGGCACAGGAGAGCAGCAGCAGCUCCCUCGGCAGCGGCGGCGGCUCCUCCGCGGCCGCGCCGUGGGCGGGGGGCGCCCGGCGCCGGGCCUCGCCGUGGGCGGCCCCGCCGUGGGCGCGCGCGGGGGCGCCGGGCGGGCGGCCGUGGGCCAGCGAGCCCCUGGGCCGCGUGCGGAGGCCGCAGGGCUCUGCGGCCCUGGCCGCGCGGGUGCUGCGGGUGCGCUCGCGGGUCGCGGCGUUGGACUCGGACAGCGGCGACGAGCACCCCGGGCACAGCCCGGGCCAGACGCCCGGGGCGCCGGCCAGGGCUGCGGCGGCGGCCCUGGCAACGGCUGCCUCGAGCGGUGACUUCCCCGGCGUCGGCCCCGGCCCUGGCGGCGGUCGUGGCGAGGAGGCCAGCUCCGCCUGCACCGCGCCCGACUCCGCCCGCACCGCGCCCGGCUCCGCGGAGUGCCCGGGGGACGGCCCCUGCUCCGAGCGGGGGCGCUGCGGCCCCCAGGGAUGCCGCGAGGGCGGCGCCAGCGCGGCUUCUCCACCCGGGCCGCGGCGCUCGCGAGGCCCCGGCGGGCCGCCGGCGCAGGGGGCCGCCGAGGGCCUGGCCGCCAGGAGGCCCGCGCAGGCCGAGGCGGCGCGCGGCGGCGAGGGCGCGCCCAGUGCCACCUGAGCCGGCGGCGCUCGAGAGCCUCGAUCGGCGUACUAGGCUAGAGGCGAUAGCCUGACUGCGGGUAGACGGUUUCAGCAGUCUGGUUGCACCGUCAGGCCAGAAGCGACAGCGGCCAGACCUGGUGACGCUACGGUUGCCCCAGUGGCGACUCCACAUUUUUUUGAAUUCGAGUGCCAAUAGUGGCGGUUGCACGCUGGCGGUCCCUCUCAAACCACCUCAUCCUUUCUAGAAACCCUGGGCCUCGACCCCCUCUCCCUGUUGCCGCCCACUUUGUGGAGGCCAACUCUGGCCACAUCAAGUUUUAAAACUUGUUUUGCUGCGCGUUUCGCCGAACUUGCCAACGCGGCCGCGUGGUCUAGUCUUCGUCGGGCACGCGCUCCCGUCGCCCAACGGACCAGCUUCACGGCGUAAUCGUCGUCCUGAGGCAAAAUGUGUCCUCCUCCUCCUCCUCCUCCUCCUCCUCCUCCUCCAUCAUCAUCAUCGUCGUCGUCGUCCUCCUCCUCCCCGACUGUGGUGAGCUUUACCCGGCCGGCCACUUUCGAGGUCUGCCGCCACAGAGCCUCAGUGCGGUACGAGCCCGUGUCCACGUGAGUUUCGUUGGGUGUUUUGUAUAGUCCCCUGUGAGGAAAAUUAUCUUAAUAUUGUGUCGCAGCAGAGGCAGAAACUGGUGGUGUUUGCUGCAGAACAAAUCAUCAUCCGCCUCUUUAUCUCCACAGCUGGUCUGGCUCGAGAGGCCUGCGGUUGCCAGAUAUCCAGCUCUCCGCGAGCCCCAAGCCCGGAGCCUCCUCGCGCCCGAGCGCGGAGCCUAGGGCGCGAGCUGAGUCCGAGCCCAGAGCAGGAGCUGAACCCGCGAAGGAUCACGACGAGGCCGUGGAAGACGCUGAGGUUGCGUCAGCCGAUGCCGAGUCGGACUUGGAGCCUUUUUUGUCCGUUUGUCCAUGCCCUCAGCAAAUCUAGCACAGGGGUGGCACUGCCGGAAAGUUCGAGAACGCAUUCGGAGCGCCAGACAAGCACUCUGCCAACCAACACCCUCCCGUGCGCGUGAGCAGGCGUGGCCCUUGCCAGCUCAGGAGAAGGCGGAUGAGGGUGGAGAGCGGAGCCCUUUUGGCAGCGUCCAGUUGCCAGGUGGACAGCUAGGUGGGUCGCGCGCACGGGUGGUUGAGCCGUAGAUUCGCUUUGCGUCGCACGUCUGGUCUGCGGCCGCCUGGCUCAAGCAGCGGUCCAACGACGGAAGGGCGUUUCCGAGGCCAGCAGAGGC